Molecule: messenger RNA, 219 nt
Organism: Leptosia nina
Lineage: Eukaryota; Metazoa; Arthropoda; Insecta; Lepidoptera; Pieridae
Source: the annotation of a GenBank genome assembly
AUGGCCGCGGCCUGCCCGUACAUCGCUGACAGGAAACGGGUCGACAACGGUAAGCGCUGGAGGAGCGAUUUUCAUGGCGGCCGACGCGUUGCCGCGGCUUGGGUAAGUAUCGGUCGCGACAGACGCCGGAGGGGAGCGCGUGGCGCGGGCUGGGGGACCCAAGCCGGGCGUGCGGCAAAUCGAACGAGGCCACGCGCGCCGCGGGAGGGGGGACGCUGA